AUGAGCAUGGCCUGCGAGACAUGUAGAAUCCAGGCCCGGACCCUCCUCCGGGCUGCGAUGCGAGCCGGCGCAUCACGAGCCGCUGCACCGACGACAAGGAAUUUCCUUCCACCCGCUGCGGUUGUUACUCGACGACAUUUCAGCAACACGAGCUCGAGAAGCCUCCUAAAGGGUAUUGGAAAGUCUAUGGCCGAGCCGUAUCGUGUGUUGGGUGCGACGGAGCAGCUUUUCAAGGCUUCAGCGAAGGCGGCGGACUAUCAUAUCACUGAGAAGGAGAGAAAGGAUGAUCAGGUGCAGCUUGCGGAGGAUGGUGAAGAGAUUGGGCAUUCUCUGAACCCUGAUAGUCCCUGGCAUCACACCUUUAAACUUCCUCCAACCUUCAGCACCUGGUCCCACGUAACCAUGCUUCACCUCUACCUAAUCAAUACCCGAAUACGCUGCUUCGACCGCGAGGGCUUCCAAAACUGGCAGCACCAGCUCACAGACCACUUUUUCUUCGAAUGCGAGAAGAAGAUGCACAUCGACCACCACAUCACAUCGAGCGCCCUCCGCCAGCGAUACCUCAAGGACAUUUUCGUUCAGUGGCGUGGUCUCCUGCUAGCAUACGACGAGGGUCUUAUCAAGGGCGAUGCGAUGCUAGCAAGCGCCAUCUGGCGAAACCUGUUCAAGGGUUCUGCUGAUGCAGAUCCUAGAGCUCUUCUCGCUAUCGUGGGCUGGAUGAGGUCGACACUGUUGCAGUUCGAGGCUGUUUCGGACAAUAACCUUGCUGCGCAAUUACCAGCGAUUAUGGCCAAGCCGGUGGAUGUGUUCUGGACGAGAUUGGAGAAGCAACUUGGCGGACAGCAGGAGGAUAGUCUUCCUGCUAAGGAGGUGAACGGGGAGCAUGUAUCAACAGAGGAGACAGCCAAGGUUUCAGCGAACUAG
Messenger RNA from Fusarium musae, 924 nucleotides. RefSeq lists its product as uncharacterized. The record is from RefSeq and is a predicted model, not a curated record. The transcript is spliced from 2 exons. Gene Ontology annotation, cellular component: mitochondrion. Gene Ontology annotation, biological process: mitochondrial respiratory chain complex III assembly. Lineage: Eukaryota; Fungi; Ascomycota; Sordariomycetes; Hypocreales; Nectriaceae. Bases 1 to 924 code for a protein of 307 amino acids.